AUGGCCUGCGCUGCUCCGGCCGGCCAUCACCUCGCUCGUCCGCGGCCGCACAGCCUGAUGCAGAUUCUCGCGGCCGUGAAGAGGAAGAGGCAGAGAGCAGCAACAACUCGAGCAGCAACAAUGGAGGAAAAUGCUACAGAAGGCAACAAACAUGAGAGAGCGUACCACCGCAGGCACCUCAUGCAGGAGCGCACCAGUGAACAACAAAGCGCCUGCGUUACACUGCUGCUCGCCCUAGCCCUAGACGUCCGAAUCGGGCAACUACUCGAGAGCUCGGUCAUCUCUUCCAUCACCGGCGACCCAGCCCUCGCCACGGCCAACAUGCUGCUCCAGCCGAUGCAGCACCUGCAACAGGCCGCCGUCACGGCCGCUUGUCCCUUCUCUUCCGCCGCCGGCGCGGAGAAAACCGAGAAUAACAUGCAGCUGCAGUUCGACGCCGACCCCUACGAGCCUGACAUCGACGCCGACCUCCGCGCCAAGGAGAAGGACCCCAGGGAGCACCCUGACGCACAGUACAUGUCCACGACGCAGCAGGGACGCAUCAGCCCGUCGAUGCGCGCCGAGCUCGUUCUCUGGAUGGACGCGUUCGCCCGCCACCUCGGCGACCUGCCACAGGGCACGCUCUGCCGCGCCGUCGCCUACCUUGACCGCGUCCUCACCGUGCGCCCCGUGCCAUCCCACGACGAGGCGCUCCGCCUAGUCGCGGCGGCCAUCGUCUCCCUUGCCGCCAAGUACGAGGAGACCAGCAGCGAGCGAAGGCUCGACGCCGAAGUCGUCGAAGAGUUUGUCGGGACCACCGUGGCCGCCGUGGAGGCGAUGGAGCGAGAGCUCGUCAUGGAUCUGGAUUGCGUCAUGGAUGGCCCGACCGCAUUCACGUUCGUCGAGCGCUUCACGAGGUUCUUCAAGCGGAAAGACGAGUUCCUGGUGAGGACACUCGCAUUGCGGCUUGUCGACUUGACGCUGCCGGAGUUCAGGUUCGUCGGCAAGAUCCUUCCGUCCGCCGUCGCUGCCUCGGCGCUGUUCCUAGCGAGGCAGAUCCUGGCCGUGCCGUUGAGUAAUCAUCCGGAGGAGUUGACUGGGUACAAGGCGGUGGAGUUGAUGGGUUGCAUAGAGGCCAUGGCGAUGCUGAUGCCGGAACCCAAACCCUAA
Messenger RNA from Lolium rigidum, 1149 nucleotides. Its product is annotated as putative cyclin-F1-2. The transcript has 2 exons. Gene Ontology annotation, biological process: regulation of cyclin-dependent protein serine/threonine kinase activity; mitotic cell cycle phase transition. Gene Ontology annotation, molecular function: cyclin-dependent protein serine/threonine kinase regulator activity. Gene Ontology annotation, cellular component: cytoplasm; cyclin-dependent protein kinase holoenzyme complex; nucleus. The coding region runs from base 1 to 1149 and encodes 382 amino acids. The record is from RefSeq and is a predicted model, not a curated record. NCBI's taxonomy places the organism in Eukaryota, Viridiplantae, Streptophyta, Magnoliopsida, Poales, Poaceae.